GAUCGAUUGAUGGUGCCUUGGCGGAGAUGUGAAACUCCCAUUGAUUGAUCUCCACACACUCCCCGCUGACCAGAGAAAACACUCGAUAGCGAAUGCGAGAGGGGAUUUAAAUUUGACAAAUAUUUGCCCACGGCUCCCUGACGGGAAAGGUAGCUGUUGUCUCGUGCAGUCCGAGAUGCCUCUGAAAACCCUCGCGGACAGCGCUCGUCAUCGGAGGUAACGCGGAGGACCGAGAGACGCGUAGAAGCGGCAGAACGGGGAGGCUCCUGCCCCGUUUCCCUCUCUCUCUCUCCCUCUCUCUCUCCUGCCUACCUUCUUCAUCGCGUCCAUCCACCACCGCCCUCGACAGCCAUGGACCCUCCGAGGACUCGCUCGCGAUCUCGCUCCGGCUUCUACCAUUUCGGCAUGAGCGGCAACGUCGGAAGCAACGGCGGCGGUAACGCGGUCGGUAACGGCGGCUUGAUGAUGCCCGUCGGAGGAGGUGGAGGUGGGAGCUACGCGCAGCCGAGCAACCCUGGUUGGGCUCCGCACCACGGGGGUCGUAGCUACCCUGAGAACCAGCAGCUGCAGCAGCAGCAGCAACAGCAACAGCAACAGCAGCAGCAGCACCCCCCCCAGGGGAGCUACCUGUCAGCGGGGGCGCAGCGCCACUCCUUGCUCGGAGCUCACAGACACCCGGGGGCCGGAGGAGUGCUACAUUUUCAUCCAGAUAAUGUUUGUGAGGAUCGGGACAAAAUGGAAGACAGCCCAAGCCCGAAAAGGCAGCGUCUUUCCCAGCAGGCCAUGUUGGAUCUAAACUCCGCCCCUCCCUCCACUCCUUCCUCUCCCAUUCGCCCCUGGGAGUUGCCUCCCAGUCGCCGACCACACCCCCACUACAUGCCAGAGAGAUGCCACACGCCUGUUCGCAACCGACGCAGCCCUCCAAUGAGACGCCAGCGUGGCCGGAGAGACCGCCUGACACGCCACCACCACCACACCCACAACAACAAUAACAACCACCACCACUACAAUAGCAGCAACAACAACAACAAUCAUCACCACCACCAUCAUCCCCACCACCCCAACGCUCAUCAUCAUCAUCAUCAUAAUCACCAUCACCCCCACCACCUGCACUCCCACCACGGCCCAUUGCCAGGCCACCAGGAUGAGAACUACCGGCACCCGGCUCCCCCUCAGGGCUUCCCACCGUUCGGCCAGCAGCCUCCACGAGGGCUGGGGCCCGGGCUCGAAGAGCGCCCGGGGCACCACCCCCCGAAUCCCUCACCAAGGCCCCUCCACCAAUCACCGAACCUGUCGCCCAGGCUGCUGCACCCUGUGGGCCAUCCACAGCACCCGCACCCCCACCCAUCUCAGCAGAGCAGUGUGGUGCUGGACCUCCAUGAGCAGGGUUCAGCUCCAGUAUCGUAUCCUGUGUCUCCUCCGGGAGCGCCACCGGGCCUGCCGCCUCGCUCCACUCCUCAGCAGAUCCCAGCAUGCUCGGUAGUCUUCAGUGGACAGCACUAUCCCGUCUGCAGUGUCCCUCCUCCUGUUCUUCAGACUUGUUCUGUGCAGCACUUACCCAUGGCCUACCCGUUCCCGUCAUUGCUGUCCAGCGACCCAGCCUUCCUGCUCCCGCCGCCUCAUCUCACCCACCCCUCAGCACACCUUUCCCACCACCCACCUCACCUGCCGCAGCCUGGACAGUUCGCACCGUAUCCGACGCAGCAGGCCCGAUCGCCGCUACAGAGGAUAGAGAACGACGUGGAGCUUCUCGGAGAACACCUGUCUUUGGGUGCCGGGCUCCACUAUCCUCCCGCCACCCACCCCGCCCUCACGCCACACUCCGCCCAGCUUCACUUCCUCUCCCAUGAACCCCUGCCACAAGAAUUCUUUGGAGUGUCCUAUCCCAACUUCAUCCCCCGGCGUCUCCCAGGGCGACGGUACCGAUCACAACAGCCACUGCCACCUUCGCCUUACCACCCCAGCCUCCUGCCUUACUUCCUUUCAAUGCUGCCAGUCCAGCCAACAGGACCUGCGAUCAGUCUAGAGCUGGAUGUAGACGAUGGAGAAGUGGAAAAUUAUGAGGCCCUCCUAAACCUCGCUGAACGUCUGGGAGAGGCCAAACUCCGAGGACUGACCAAGGGAGACAUCGAACAGCUUCCUUCCUAUCGGUUCAAUCCAAAUAACCAUCAGUCAGAACAAACACUCUGUGUGGUGUGCAUGAGUGAUUUUGAGUCCCGCCAACUGCUGCGAGUCCUGCCCUGCAGCCACGAGUUCCACGGGAAGUGUGUCGACAAGUGGCUACGGGCCAACAGAACGUGUCCCAUUUGUCGGGCUGAUGCCUCAGAGGUCCAGAGAGACUCUGAGUGACCACAUGAGGGAGCAAGAUGCUCCUCCACGUUCGGCAUCACCCGCUCCUGAUAUAUUAAUACACAUGUACGAGCUUACACACACACACACACCCACACCAACACCACUUCCUUGUGUUUUUGUGCAGCACUUUCUGCUCGUUUGUUAUCCUUUCGAUCUUUAUCCCUUCUCCCUUAUUUUUGAAUCUGAUCAGAUUCCUUCUUCAGCAGUUAUUUGUUCAUUUGAAAGCAAGCCCCCACAUCUCUUUUGUGAAUUUUCACCCUCCAUGACCACUAUUCUGCUAGUUGUGUGGCAUGGAUCUGUGUGUGUUACACGUGCAUGCACCAGAACCGUGCAAGCGCUGAUUCGUCAGGCCUGUAAAGAGGGGCUGUGGCGUGCGUGUGUGUGUGUGUGUGUGUGUGUGUGUGUGUGUGUGUGUGUGUGUGUGUGUGUGUGUGUGUGUGUGUGUGUGUGUGUGUGUGUGUGUGUGUGUGUGUGUGUGUGUGUGUGUGUGUGUGUGUGUGUGUGUGUGUGUGUGUGUGUAAGGUAGGGUUUUGGAUGUCCUGGGGCAUGCCUGAGGUUCUGUUGUGCAUCAGACAAGGGAAACGACAUGAGAGCGUUUUUGCUCUCUACCUGAGUGACUGUCUAUACUUCCGGUUUGUACGUUUAUGCACUGUUGAUGUCUGUAUGCAUACUGCGUGUGUGUACGUUAUAGACUUAAAUCCUUUUCUCUAGUUUGACACUAAGGGUCCAUGCUGCCACUAUAUUUCUCGGUUGCCUAUUUGAUCCAUUUGUUUCAGUAGCUGUCUAUUAUUAUUAUUAUUAUUAGUACUCAACAAUUAGAAGUGAUUGUUUUCCUGCCUGGCAGUUACCUCAUCAUUCCGGUUUUGAUCAUCUUUCAUUACAAACGCUUCACGGCACUACUCUGAAGUUAAGCACAUUAUAUAUUUUUCUUUUCCUUUCUUUACUUAGUAAAAAUAAGUUUGUCUGUGAAUUUGCGGUGGCACACGUGUUACAUAUAUACAUAUAUCUAUAUAUAUAUACUGUAUAAAUCUACAAAUAUCUGUAUACCAAAUAAAAUGCUUGAUACAAA
Pungitius pungitius (ninespine stickleback) is the source of this 3421-nucleotide messenger RNA. Its product is annotated as E3 ubiquitin-protein ligase RNF38-like. Lineage: Eukaryota; Metazoa; Chordata; Actinopteri; Perciformes; Gasterosteidae. Gene Ontology annotation, biological process: protein ubiquitination. The coding region runs from base 352 to 2349 and encodes 665 amino acids. The transcript has 13 exons. Gene Ontology annotation, molecular function: ubiquitin protein ligase activity. The record is from RefSeq and is a predicted model, not a curated record.